UUCACUCUCUCUCUCGCGCUCUCCGCCACCGCUCGCCGGCGAUCAUGGAGAGCUCCGUCCUUACCCGCCCCUUCGCGCCGCCUUCCUCCACCGUCCUCCGCCGGCCACUCUCCAUCCGCUCGCUGCCUUCCCUCUCCCCUCUUCAUCUCGCUCCCAACUCCCUCCCCACCCUCCGCUCUCGAUCCCUUCCCCAUUUCCCCUCCCCCAAGCCGCAUCUCCGUCUCCCCCCCAUCUGCGCCUCCUCACCCUCCUCCCCACCUCCAAAACCCACACCGGUCCCUCUGUCUGGCGCUAAGCCAUUACCGCUAGCGAUUUCCAUCGCCAUCGGUCUGGCCGUCCGCUUUUUGGUGCCUCGGCCUGCCGAAGUCUCGCUCCAAGCUUGGCAGCUUCUUUCCAUCUUUCUCUCCACCAUCGCUGGCCUCGUCCUUGGCCCGCUUCCUGUUGGUGCCUGGGCCUUCCUUGGCCUCACCGCCUCCAUCGUUACCCGCACUCUUUCCUUCUCCGCCGCCUUUGGUGCGUUCACUAAUGAGGUGAUUUGGUUGAUUGUGAUUUCAUUCUUUUUCGCUCGCGGAUUUGUGAAGACGGGCCUUGGAGACCGGAUCGCUACCUACUUCGUGAAGUGGAUGGGAAGUAGCACGCUUGGAUUGUCGUAUGGGCUUACUGUCAGUGAAGCUCUAAUUGCUCCUGCAAUGCCCAGUACGACGGCUAGGGGCGGCGGUGUGUUUUUGCCGAUUAUUAAAUCGCUGUCGCUCUCCGCCGGCAGCCGGCCUGGGGAUCCAUCGGCGAGAAAGGUUGGAUCAUAUUUGGUGAUGUCGCAGUUGCAGUCAGCUGGUAACUCAAGUGCUCUUUUCCUAACUGCUGCAGCUCAAAACUUACUCUGCCUUAAACUAGCGGAGGGACUUGGGGUAGUGAUUGGGAACCCAUGGGUCUCUUGGUUUAAAAUUGCAAGCUUACCAGCGAUUAUUUCACUUCUAGCUACUCCAUAUAUUCUAUAUAAGAUCUUCCCACCUGAGACCAAAGACACCCCUGAUGCACCUGCUAUGGCCACAAAAAAACUGGAACAAAUGGGACCUGUAACAAAGAAUGAAUGGACUAUGCUUGGCACCAUGCUUCUUUCUGUAGCUUUGUGGGUCUUCGGGGAUGCUUUUGGUAUAGCAAGUGUUGUUGCAGCUAUGCUUGGGUUGUCCAUCCUUCUCCUUUUAGGUGUCUUGGAAUGGGAUGAUUGUUUAAGUGAGAAGUCCGCAUGGGACACUCUGGCCUGGUUUGCAGUGCUAGUUGGCAUGGCUGGGCAACUUACAAACCUUGGGAUUGUGCCAUGGAUGUCCAACUGUGUUGCUAAAGUCCUUCAAUCUUUCUCAUUGAGCUGGCCAGCAGCAUUCUGUGUUCUUCAAGCUUCUUAUUUCCUCAUCCACUAUCUGUUUGCUAGCCAGACUGGCCAUGUGGGAGCCUUAUUCUCGGCAUUUCUAGCAAUGCACUUAGCAGCUGGAGUCCCUGGUGUAUUGGCGGCGCUUGCCUUGGCAUAUAAUACAAAUCUUUUUGGUGCUCUGACACAUUAUAGCAGUGGGCAGGCUGCUGUAUAUUAUGGAGCGGGUUAUAUAGAGCUUCCUGAUGUAUUUAAAUACGGCUUUGUUAUCGCCUUGAUUAAUGCUUUGAUAUGGGGAGUAGUUGGAACCUUCUGGUGGAAAUUUUUGGGUCUUUAUUGAGCCAGUAAUCCUAUAAAGAUCAUUCUAAUUGUUUCUUCAAAGGGUAAGUUAUUCCUCAUUCAUUAGCAAUUUUAGCUGUUGAUGUUCCCUGUAAUUUUGACUGGGAAAUGGAACUUGAGCUUAUGCCAUUGUUAGGCUAUGUGCUACUGCACAUCGGUAUUGAAUUUUAUAUUUUCUGUCAGUAUGUUCAAAUUCCUUUUUGUUAUAUCCAGCCUCAUUAGUGAAGCGCUCUAUCAUUUUACUCUA
This is a messenger RNA of Dioscorea cayenensis subsp. rotundata (Guinea yam), 1949 nucleotides long. Its product is annotated as dicarboxylate transporter 2.1, chloroplastic-like. Gene Ontology annotation, biological process: transmembrane transport. The record is from RefSeq and is a predicted model, not a curated record. Gene Ontology annotation, cellular component: membrane. Gene Ontology annotation, molecular function: transmembrane transporter activity. NCBI's taxonomy places the organism in Eukaryota, Viridiplantae, Streptophyta, Magnoliopsida, Dioscoreales, Dioscoreaceae. Bases 45 to 1703 code for a protein of 552 amino acids. The transcript has 4 exons.